Molecule: messenger RNA, 1343 nt
Organism: Schistocerca americana (American grasshopper)
Lineage: Eukaryota; Metazoa; Arthropoda; Insecta; Orthoptera; Acrididae
Exons: 5
Coding region: 1-792 (263 amino acids)
Biological process (GO): synapse organization
Cellular component (GO): neuron projection membrane
Source: RefSeq, a predicted model, not a curated record
AUGUUGCUUGUUGCAGGCCCUACGACGCGGACGGAGCACCUGCACCACCACCACGACUGGGGCCCCCACGUGGAGAGCUCCGAGGGGGGCAACGUCAGCGUGCGCGUCGGCCAGACGGCCACCCUCGACUGCCGCGUGCAGCUGCUCCACGACAAGACGGUGUCGUGGGUGCGCCGGCGUCCUGGGUCUGAGGAACUGCAGCUGCUGACGGUGGGCCGGCAGACGUACUCUGGGGACGAGCGGUACGCCGUCAGCUUCCAGUACCCGGACAACUGGAGGCUCACCGUCAAGGACUCCCGACCUGCGGACCAGGGCGACUACGAGUGCCAGGUGUCCACGCACCCGCCUCGCACUGUGCGUUACAACCUCCUCAUCAGGGCUCCCGAGGUGGAGAUUGUGGACGAGCGCGGCCGACCGCUGAGCGACAAGUACUACGAGCCCAACAGCACCAUCCAGCUGUCAUGCGUGGCGCGACGCCGGCAGCCGGUCACCUGGAGGCACGGUGACGUCACCCUCAACUACGGCACACCUAGAGGUGGCAUUAGCGUGCGGACCGACCUGAGCCCUGCAGGCGCCAACAGCUCUCUGCUAGUGGCGCGCAUCGGCAGCGGUGACGCGGGGAACUACACGUGCGCCGUCUCGCCGUCAGAGUUCGCCACCGUCACUGUACACGUUCUCGAUGGCGAGCACCCAGCGGAGUUGCACCUCAGCCUCAGUCCAACGAUGCCAAGCAGGUGGCCCUUGUGCUCGUUGCUGCUGCUUCUGGCUCUGGUCCUGAGGAUGGGCAGCUGAACGCCGACCCGCUGCUGUUGCCGCCUCGGCGGGAACAGUGGGCCGUCACCGCGGGCUCUACACCUCUGGGACACUAACCUGAACAGUACAGUGAGACGUUGUAUUCCAGCAGCUGAGAGGAAACAUAUAUGCUCUUACCGAGAUUGUAUCCGACAACUACUGGUAUAAAUUGACCUCUAGUCUUCAUGACGUCAAAGAAACGGAAAGGAUGUGUUACUUUAGAUUCCACGUUACUGCGAGGAGAGCCACUAGGUGUCGCAGGAUAUAAAAGCUCUUGUGACAACAGUGUGAAUCAGUUUCAUUGGAGAUCUUACCGCCACAUAAGGCUUGCUGAUGUCGAAGUGUCAACAACUCUAAAUCAGUGUGAGUUUAAUCUCUCACCAUAUGGCUACAACUGCUAAUAUGGACUCAAAACUCGGCUCAGUAAAAAAUGUUCCCUAUCGAUUUCGUAGGGGAACUGGUAUCAUACCACACCCAUUAAAGAAAGUAACCAAACGUCAAUUUACUGGGAGUCGUAAUAUAUUGUCUGUAUACUGUAUUUAAAAAGUCUG